This is a messenger RNA of Pseudocercospora fijiensis CIRAD86, 3867 nucleotides long. RefSeq lists its product as uncharacterized. The record is from RefSeq and is a predicted model, not a curated record. The coding region runs from base 1 to 3867 and encodes 1288 amino acids. Gene Ontology annotation, molecular function: RNA helicase activity; ATP binding; RNA binding. The transcript has a single exon. NCBI's taxonomy places the organism in Eukaryota, Fungi, Ascomycota, Dothideomycetes, Mycosphaerellales, Mycosphaerellaceae. Gene Ontology annotation, cellular component: Ski complex. Gene Ontology annotation, biological process: nuclear-transcribed mRNA catabolic process, 3'-5' exonucleolytic nonsense-mediated decay.
AUGGCAGAGUCUUUGAAUGCGGCCUUUGAUCGGCUCUCACUAUCCUCGGACCAGCUGGACAAGGACAUCGACGAUAUCUUGGACCAAGGAAAACCACGCAAACGAAUACGGAAGUCGCCAGACGAGGUCAAGGCUGAUCUUGAGAAACGAUUUCUAACACCUUCAACAUCAUUCAGUCCAGAAUGGCUUGACAAACUGCAGCAGCGAUGGGAUGCUCCCACAAACUACAACGAGCUCUUCGCCCUAGGACCAACGCAGACCAGGACCAUUAUCCGUUUCACGAGAGAAGGUCUCGAAGGCCGCGUAACAGGAUACAAGGAAGUGACCGUACCUGCAAACAGUGCCACCGCAAAGAACUCGACUUCACUGCUACGUAAACCGGCAAACCGAGCAGAGUUCGUGAGAGGCGCUUCUGGAUUUUAUCCUUUUGCGCCUGGUGGUCUGGAUGCUGUCGAAGCCACUGCAGCUUACGAGGAUGAAUUACUACAGAAGCAGCAGCCAGACGGCAGCUCUAGAUUCAACAAGCUUGAUAAGGUCAUCAACUUCGCUGCCGAGGGAGGACUUCUCGAAGUACCACCAGGCUUCACCCGUGGUCUUCGUGUGAGCGAAAAGCCAAAGCAAGAUGAUCAGAAUGCCAAGGAGAUUGAAGACGUCCUUGGCGAGGAAUCAGACGUCCCCGAAGCCAUGCAAAAUGGAGUGCCUCUGCCGAAGGAAGAUGAUGAUACCAAGGAUGAAGAGGAAGCUGAAGGCGAAGAAGAGCUCGAUGCCCUCCUUCCUGUCGAGUUCCCUGCUUUAGCCGCUCAUGGCCCACUUGCUCUUGCUAGGAACAAGCAAGGCGGUCGUGAGUGGGCCCACAUGGUCGAUGUCAAUAGAGAUAUCACAAACUUUCGCGAGCUGGUGCCAGAUAUGGCUCGAGAAUGGCCAUUUGAGCUCGACACGUUUCAAAAGGAAGCUGUAUACCAUCUCGAGAACGGCGACUCUGUAUUUGUCGCCGCCCACACCUCCGCAGGUAAAACUGUUGUUGCCGAGUAUGCCAUUGCGCUGGCUGCCAAGCAUAUGACCAAGGCAAUUUACACAUCGCCAAUCAAGGCUUUGAGCAACCAAAAAUUUCGAGACUUUAGGUCAGAAUUUGACGACGUUGGUAUCUUGACUGGUGACGUGCAGAUCAGACCCGAAGCAAGUUGCUUGAUCAUGACGACGGAGAUUCUGCGGAGCAUGCUCUACCGUGGCGCAGAUUUGAUCAGAGAUGUCGAGUUCGUCAUCUUCGACGAAGUUCACUACGUGAACGAUCUAGAGCGUGGCGUCGUGUGGGAGGAAGUGAUUAUCAUGCUUCCAGAGCACGUAACAUUAAUCUGCCUAUCAGCAACGGUGCCGAACACAUACGAGUUCGCUUCCUGGGUCGGCAGAACCAAGAAGAAAGAUAUUUAUGUCAUUUCUACACCGAAGCGUCCAGUCCCUCUGGAACACUACUUGUGGGCCGACAACAGUGACAAGAAGAUGUUUAAGAUCGUUGAUGCGAACAAAAGCUUCAUCGAGAAGGGCUGGAAGGAUGCAAAUGAUGCUCUUACCGGACGCGACAAGAUCAUCGCAGCCGAGCAGAAAGCGAAGGAGAAGGAAGAAGCCGCAGUCGCUGCAGGUCGUGGCGGCAGAGGAGGCCGCGGUGGUCCUGCUGGACGAGGCGGUCAACGUGGUGGUGGCAAUCAGCGUGGUGGACCGCAGCAAAGAGGUAGAGGACAGCCUGCAACACGCGGUCAAGGCAACAUUGCGCGCACGGGUCGCGGAGGUGGAAGAACAACAGCAGCACAAGACCGCAACACUUGGGUGCAUCUGGUACAGCACUUGAAGAAAGAAGAGCUGCUGCCUUGCUGCAUCUUUAUCUUCUCUAAGAAGCGCUGUGAGGAGAGUGCCGACGCUCUGUCAAAUCUUGACUAUUGUACAGCAGCCGAGAAGAGUGCCAUCCAUAUGAUUCUCGAGAAGUCGCUUGCCCGACUGAAGUCAGACGACCGGCAGCUGCCACAAAUCCGCCGUAUUCGAGAUCUGCUGAGCAGAGGAAUUGCUGUGCACCACGGCGGUCUACUGCCAAUCGUCAAGGAGUGUGUCGAGAUUCUCUUUGCCAGGACCUUAGUAAAAGUUCUCUUCGCUACUGAGACAUUCGCCAUGGGUCUCAACCUGCCGACCAGGACAGUAGUCUUCUCUGGCUUCCGAAAAUAUGACAACAAGCAAUUCCGAGAUCUAUUACCUGGCGAGUACACGCAGAUGGCUGGCAGAGCUGGACGUCGAGGACUGGACACAGUAGGCUAUGUCAUCAUCGUCACACCAGGCGCAGACGAGGCACCGCCAGCAGCUCGACUUCGACAGAUGAUGCUUGGCGAUCCGACCAAGCUACGAUCGCAGUUCCGCUUGACCUACAACAUGAUUUUGAAUCUCCUACGAGUCGAGGCGCUCAAAAUCGAGGAGAUGAUCAAGCGCUCAUUCUCUGAAAAUGCAACGCAAGCAUUGUUACCAGAGCAUGAAAAGCAGAUCAAGGUCUCGGAAGCAGAUCUGGACAAGGUUGUGCGAGAACAAUGCGACAUCUGUGACAAGGAUGUCGAGACUUGUCACGACGCCAGUAUAGAUUUCCAGCGGCUUACAGAAGCGCUUCACCUCAGCAUGCUUUCGACGCCAGUCGGCAGGAGAAUGUUCCAGCCAAGACGAGUCAUCGUUUUCAAAGGCAGAAAUGACGCUCGCACAGCAGGCGUACUACUGCGAGAAGGUGCCAGCAAAGGUUCGCCGCCCACUUUGCAGGUCCUGGAGGUUUUACCAAGGAAUAAUCGAAAGAAGCAGAACGAGGACUUUCUGCCAUUCCUGCCACACUUCCGCCGUCGCUUCAUCGCUCUACCGCAGAGCGAGGGCGAAAUGCAGCUACGAACAGUGACGGUUCCACUUGGUGAUAUUGAGGCUCUGACCGGCACGCAUAUCAAGAUGGAUGUCAAUCGUGUCUUGCAGAGAGAGUUAGAAGCGAUGAAAGAGGUGAAAGCGGAGCUACUCGCCACCUGCUCAUCGUGGACGUCUUCCAGCUGGAAUGAGUUGGACUACUAUAAGUACUUGAAGGACAUGAACAUUCGUGCCAUAAUGGACGAGCGGGCCAAAUUCGCGGCCAUCGCCCAGGACCGCGAAUGCAUUCACUGCCCAAACCUGCCGAAGCACUUCGCCAUGGCGCACGAUCAAUGGGUGAUCAAAGACAAGAUUGACUCAAUUCGGCAGCUCAUGUCGGACCAGAAUCUCCAGUUACUGCCCGACUACAAUCAGCGUAUUGAUGUGCUGAAGAAGCUUGGAUUCAUCGACGAGCAGUCUCGUGUCGAGCUGAAAGGCAAGGUGGCCUGCGAGAUCCACUCUGCAGACGAGCUCGUUCUGACGGAAUUGGUGCUUGAGAACGUUCUUGCCGAUUAUGAGCCCGAGGAGAUUGUGGCUCUGCUGUCUUGCUUCGUCUUUCAGGAAAAGACGGACAACACGCCAAACCUCACUCCAGCUCUCGAAAAGGGGAUCGAAACGAUAGUCAAGAUCUCUGAAACGGUCAACGCGGUCCAGACUUACUACCAGGUCAUCCUGUCGUCAGACGACUCGAAUGACUUCGUCUCUCGACCUCGCUUUGGACUCGUGGAAGUGGUGCAUGAGUGGGCUCGAGGGAUGCCGUUCAGUCGCAUCACGGACCUAACAGACGUGUUGGAGGGGACUAUCGUGCGAGUGAUUACCCGAUUGGAUGAGACGUGCAGAGAGGUGAAGAAUGCGGCGCGGAUCAUUGGAGAUCCUACGCUUUUCACCAAGAUGCAGGCGUGCCAGGAGCUGAUCAAGCGGGAUAUCUGUGCGACGGCCUCCUUGUAUUUGUAG